GUCCUGCACUCGCCAUCACACGCAUAUCCCAUCCUCGUAUCCUUCCGAGAGUAUCCAUUGCCCUCAUGUCGCCCGUCAACAGCGUCUGCUUCUAGAGUCGGUCAAGAUUCACAAUGGGCGUGGACACCCGACGACCACCCCUCCCGGCGCCCACUGAACCCUCGACUCUCAGUUCCGUAGACAACGACACUACCCUGCGAGACGACAUCGACACCAACGUCUCCGCGCGCACCGACAAGACCUCGUACUCCAUCCCGGAAGACGGCACGCCCGUCACCAUCAACACCACUAAGCGAGAGGGCGGCGUCCACAAGAAGUAUCCCUCGCAGACCUCACUGCUGAUCGAGUACUUCGAAGGCGGAAAGGCCGAAGUCAAAGGCAAAGUCCACUCGCGCCCGAGCGUCCGAGUCCGAGUCACGCCGUCUUCCCGCAAAAACAAAACAUCCAACGACCACCUGCAAAUCACGCAGACCAGCCGCAGCACCCGGAAGCCCUCUUACAUCCGGCGCAUCUCCUUGGGCAGCAAGCCGCGCGACGAGAUUGUCCAGAACACUGACGUCUCUCAUUCAGAAGGCUCCAACGUGUCCUCACUUCCGCCCAUAGAUAUCGAAGUCUUGCAGAACGCCAGCGACCUGUCCAGCAACGGCGGGCGCAUUGUGCCACUAACCUCAGACAUCUCUUCUAUGCCCACGGAUAGCAUGCUCGAGGGAGAGCCCAUCAUCAAACCACCGGGCCGCCGUCGAAGCCGCAGCUUGGAAAGGGAAGAGGUCGUUGAGACCAAAGAUACAUCAGACACCCUCAAGGCCCCGACGCGCCAGCGCAGCAGGAGCUUGAGUAAGGAACGCAUAACGCAGCGCGUCAUGGAGAAGCUGCAGCAGAAGCCCGUCGAGGGCAGCACUUCCAGGUCCAAGGAGACCAGGAGCAGCAGGGAGGAGCUCAGCUCGAGCCGCAAGUCGCACCGGAGAACGAGCAGAGGCUCGCGGGAGGAAGAUCUGAGCGCCGUUAGCGGGACUGAGUCUAGCCUCCUAUCCUCCAAUGCCCACCGCCGAUCUGGAGAUACCCAUUCGGUGCGUUCUGGCGUUUCAGGCACUUCUUCGAUCAACAACCCGAAAUUGCUGGCGACAGUUGAAGAUGCUAUCAAGCGUCUGAUCUUGCCCGAACUGAAUGCACUAAAGGAGGAGCAGAACCGUUCAAAGUUCGACCGGCUGUCCCGUGACACUACUGGUACCUAUGAAACCAUAGAAACCACGAGCUCCCGUGACGCUUCUCGGCGACGCGUUUCAAAAUCUUCGAGCGCUCCCCACAUACACGGUAGCAAGCCAAAGGUUGUCCUCAAUCGAGAUGAGAACGAUCCCGGUACCGUCCUCUCUGGAAGUUCAAGCCGCAAGGAACGCCGUUCGAGCCGUGGCUCUACAUCUGACCGCAGCUACGCUGAAUCCGUCGAAGAGAAGGUCCGUCGGAAGAAGAGCAAGGACAAGGACCGCCCGUCCGCGCGCGAUGCCGCCUUGGCCGGGCUUGCUGGAGCCGGUCUCACUGCCGCAGCCCUGAAGCACCACGAUUCUCACGAAGAGAAAGCGGACCGGAAAGAGAGGAGGCGUCGUCAUUCUCGAACCAGCCGAAGCAGGACUGCGAGCAUAUCCGAAAGCGUAGAAGAACAGCGUCUCGAAGAGCAGAAGGAAGAAGUGCCCCCACUGCCCAUCCUCCAGAGCGAGCUGCAGGGGUCUGAGCUGACCAGAGAGUCCAUUCUUUCCGCCGAUACGGAGACACGGGAUCGGCCAAGCUCAAGGUCAUCUCGCGGUACCGGCUCAGAGACUCCAAUUCGAGAAGUCCCCCGUGGUUACGGUUCACCAUCGUCUCGAACUCCUACCCGAACGCCCGUUGCGCUCCAGCGCGGCCUUGGAACAGCUCACAGCAACCGAUCUCAGGGCGAUCUUAGCCUAGCCACACCGAAGAGCGACCGAAGCUUCUCUGCUCGAUCUAGGGAAGUUUCGACUGCCGCGCUUGAAGCAGCCGCCGCAGCUAAGGCUCGUGCAAUCGAAAGCUCUGAGCCCCAACGGCCUCAGUAUGAGAUUGCUGAGGAGACGCCUACUCGCGGUCUCAGCCCGAUUCAGAGUGAGGCUAGUUAUCGGGAGGAACUCCAAGCGACCGGAUCACCGCAUGCUCUUCGCUCCGCUCACAGCGGCGCCUCCGUGUCCUCGGUAGGGCGGAAUCCGGAGCGACCAACAUCCAACUUGUCCCUUCGGUCCUUUGAAUCUUCCCCAAGCACCAAAGCCGCUCGUACGAGGAAGCGUCCUCAAGGUGUCAGCCUUGAGCGCGGAAGAGAGAUCCUCGGAGAGCCGUCCACCCCGCGAGAUGUCGACGAAUUUUUCGCACAGAAUCACGAGCAGAACGAGCUGUACCGGCGGGAACUCGAGGCCAGCCAGCAAGGAUCACCUACCGCGGAUUACCGACGAAUGACAAACUACACCGAUGACAGUGCGGAGGGACAGUAUCUCGACCGCGAGGACAAGCUCUCUAUAAGUCAGGACAUCCGCAAAGUCGGCUCCAACCCUGAAUACGUCUCCACCCCUGUCGCUGUUGAGUCUGCCGUUGCCUCUCUCCACGAGCCCUCCAACAUCAGCGUGCGUUCGUCUGUGUCUAGCCCGUUAAAGAAGAGCCGGUUGUCGCAGGUCAGCUCUAUUCAGGAACAGCAGUCUUUCCACGAAGAGCCGACACUGCAAGAACAUCCCAGUUCAGAGCGCUGGACUGCGAUCCGUGAUCAAGCGCAAACUCUAGCGGAGCAAUCGCAAGGGACAAAUUCGCCAAGACAAAGCACCGCUCGAUCUAUUGAUGAAGCUCCCAGGAUGCAAGCGACAGCGCUACCAACCGAAGGAGAUAUCAUGCCGGAAUUCGGAUACGGCAUCGAUGAUGAGUCUGAGGUUACGACCAAUCCAUCAAUCAUCAAAGGACCGUUGGGAGGAGGCGAAUACCACGACCAAACCGAAGAGCUUCUGAGCAGGCAAGAGGAGCGCGAACUCACUCCAACCCAUGAGUAUGGAAAGGCGGCUGCGCUUGGGGCUGGUGCCGGAGCCGCUGCCAUUGCUGCGGCUGCCGCCGCACGUGUGCGAGACCAGAGUCCGGCUGCGUAUGACGGGCAGCAACAGGCCACCGUAGAAGAUGACUACGACCAAGACUAUGCAGGUGAGCCCCACUACGCGCAGCCCAGUUACUCGAGGGAUCGCACACCAUCGAGGAGCCCGGCCCUGUGGAAGGAUGAGGGUUACCAGUCCGCUAACCAACCCGGAGGAGGCAUCACCCCGGAGAUGCGCAAUCGCUCGAAGCUUUUUGACGAUGAUGGGCUCGGAGACUAUGACGAUACCGGCCUCGGCGGUGCCGACCUCUUCGCCGCCAAUGGGAAGCACACACGUCACUUCAGUGGCAACUCUCAUGGGAUGCCGUCGCCACUGUAUGAUGCUGCGACCGGACGAGGCAUUGAUCGUAUCCAAUCCAAGGAUAUCGUGGCUUUGAUGGAUCAUCUGACUGUUCGCGAUGCGCAACGCAACGCUCGGGACACAGAGAUUCUGGUUACCCUGGUGCGAAGCGCGGCGGAGAUGCGCAACACUUUUGAAGAGAUGAAGCAGUUCAUCCGCGUUCAGGAUGCAAUGGUCAUGAAUAACACAGACAAGAGGGUUGAUCUUGCCGAACAACGCAUCUUAGGCGGCCCCCGUCCACAGCCUCUUGGUUCUCCACGGGCCCCUCGCUCAUCGACCGAUGAUCUCGAUGUCGAGACGAAAAAGAAGAACGUAUUCAAGCGAGCCCUGAAGGGCCUGAGCAUGAAGGGCGACAACGACAUCAAGAAGAUCGAGGCGAUGCUCGUUCAGCUGCUCGGCGAAGUUGAAGGUCUGAAGCAGGUCCACCAGUUGUCAAUGGAGCAGCAGAACCGGUCUAACAGCCUGACCUCAUACGAGAACCUGAGGGCCAGCGGCGGACCCGAAUCGGGCUAUGAGCCAGAGGGACGAGCUAACACUGCUUCAUCGCCAAACCAGUCCGGCUAUCUUUCCAACCCAUCCUCUCGUCGCAUUCAAGACCUGCAUUCUGGAUAUGAUGUCCCGCAGACGCACCGUGUAAGCACCGUGCAGGAAGAUGAUGAGGAGUUCGACGAUCCAGAGCCGCGGUAUGAUAACACGGAGCGUAUGACGACCCCGACACAAGAAGCUCGUCGCCACAACAGUCUCCCGCAGGAGACCCCUCCGCAGGCAUCACGAGCAUUCCAUGAAUCGCAGAGCCAAGAGAACACGCCGAAGCGCAAACACAAGUCCAACUCUUCAUCCAUCUUCGGCAUCCCAAAGAUUUCAAGGUGGUCCAAGACUACAGCUUCGACAAAUCCGGAGAGCCUUCCACGUAACAGCGGGUCAGGAGAGAGGAGGCCGUAUUCUAGCGCUUCCCGGUCCGGAUCACAGGUGAACAUUGCCUACGGCGAUGGACAUUAUGAGCUUGAGGACGAUGACAGGUUGCGUUCCAACACCUCUCUUGCCAGGGACGAGCGCGGCUCGAUUCGGUCUGCCUCGCCUCUCAUCCCUGAGGACCCUGAGGAGCAGUACACCAUGGACGAUCCGAAGUAUCAGGCCCACCGCAAUUCUUUGAAUUUACAGCAUCCUCAGCCACGACCCGGGCCGACCGGCCGUCACCAGACCCAUCUAGAAUCUCAAGCUCGAAUCUUCGAGCCUGUCGCUUCUCCAGACUACGAUCAGUGGGGUAGCAAUCCCUCCCUGGCGCGUAACCGCCUCUCCGGUGGUGCCGCCAGCCAAGGGGCCGGACACUUGUCGCCAAUUUCAUCAGAUGGUGGAUACAGCCAGCACUCAGCUUCCGAGCAACAAGAUGCUCCCCCUCGCCCGCCAAAGAUUCCUGAUGACGGUCCAUUGAUUCCUCCGCAGCAGCCGCUUGCUGGCCACGGGCAAGCGAGGCAGAUGUACAGUUCACCCAACGAGUACGGAGGUCAGGGUACUUUGACGCCGUUGGCGCCUAUCCAAGAGGUGCGCUAUUCUCUAGAGACGGACACGGGACACCGUUACACUCCCACCCCAUCACCCCGUCCCAACAACCAGGGCCUCCACCCCACCGCCGCCAUGGCUAGCCCACAGCGCAAGAUUACCGGGCCUCGACCGAUGGGCAGCAGGAGCCCGAGCGGGCAGCACGGUCUGAGCGGACAGGGUCAGCUAGGCCACUCUGACACGGUUAUCAGGAGGAAGCCGGUCGCUGGUACGUAACUGACUCCGUCCACCUCACUUUUUUUGUAUGCUCGGGUGGAGCUCCGCGAUAAAUGACGCUCUCUGUUUCUUGCCGGCCAGGUAA
This is a messenger RNA of Trematosphaeria pertusa, 5331 nucleotides long. RefSeq lists its product as uncharacterized. The record is from RefSeq and is a predicted model, not a curated record. Lineage: Eukaryota; Fungi; Ascomycota; Dothideomycetes; Pleosporales; Trematosphaeriaceae. The coding region runs from base 114 to 5246 and encodes 1710 amino acids. The transcript is spliced from 2 exons.